Messenger RNA from Lactuca saligna, 999 nucleotides. Lineage: Eukaryota; Viridiplantae; Streptophyta; Magnoliopsida; Asterales; Asteraceae. The record is from the annotation of a GenBank genome assembly.
AUGGAAUCAUUUCCUCCACCAAAAGGCGUAUCUCCAGAUAUCUAUGCUGCUAGAUGCUACAUUUCCAUGUGGUUCAUUGACCUUUAUGUUUCUAUCCGUAAGGAUGUACGGAAGCUUCCAGCAGGUGAAUUCCACGAGAGAUAUCAAGGAAAGCUUUUUUUUUUUAUCUCCCGCGAGUAUGACAACUACUUGACUUUACUCAAUGCUUCAAUCCGCCCCACUCAUGUUAAACAUGCUAUUGAUAAUGCGCGAUACAUUCCCAUUAUAGCCGACUCUAUCGAUGUCAACAAUCCAAGCCCCUUCGGGAUUAACAACUUCACACGUGAAAGAGACCUCUUUUAUGGCUUAACCCAUAUUAUGAAAACAAGUAGAAUUUGGCGUUUCGCUCCACUCUUUAGCGAUGCAAAUGGACGACCAUGGUGGCUAUUUGAUUGGCACUUUAAAGAUCAUGUAUGCUCAUGGUUUCCAUGUAAAGAUAACUACGAUCCCGAGGAUGUCACCCUUGCUUAUAUUCUUGGAACCGCUUGUACUCCAAAUCUUGGAGAUAGAGAUGUUGAUGAGUGGCAGUACUUUGCUGAAGGUGUUGUACCACACGGUGAUCCAAAUCCAGGGAGCUAUGAUCGUGUAGAUGAGAGACGCUUUUAUGGUUCUUAUGAAGUUAGGACCAUGGAGAUUGAUCCUGAAUUCUCCCUUGCACGAAUGCUAGCACCAAUUCUUUCUCAAGUUGACCCAAACAUAGCUGCUACAGUUGCAGAAAGAGGCACAACACCAACAACCACCAUAAAGCUAAGGUGGGAAGAGCAAUCGUCCCACCCUGACAUUGCUAUCACAAGAAAUGAAGAACCUCAAGAAGGCGACCAACCAAUGCCGCUAUAUAAGUUAGUUGACCAAACGACGCCACGUUUCAGGUUAAUCGACUGGGUUUAUUACUGUCGUGUUAUUCGCCAGAUGGAUAACGAGACGAGGGCCAUCGCCCAUGGGAUUAUGUCCCUUGCUUGA